Molecule: messenger RNA, 3345 nt
Organism: Closterium sp. Naga37s-1
Lineage: Eukaryota; Viridiplantae; Streptophyta; Zygnematophyceae; Desmidiales; Closteriaceae
Source: the annotation of a GenBank genome assembly
AUGAUCCGCGCGCCGUGGUUCACCGUCACGAACCUGCUCAAGGCGCUCGACGCCAGGCGCGCGGGGGCGCGGCCGCGCGGGACGGGGAAGUCGCGCGCACUGGCGGAGAGGGGCGCGGAGCUGUUCGACCGCGCCAUGCGCGUUGUCGUGUACAGCGGGGGAUGCCACGUGCGAGAUGUGCGGAAGAUGGCGGAACAGGUGGCGGAGGGAGAGGAGGAGGGGAAGAAAGAGAAGGAUGGACACGAUAGCGGGUCUGUGAGUGGGGUUGAGCAGAAUAAACGCGUAGGGGAAGAGAAAGGUGCUUCUUCUUCCUCUUCCUCCUCCACCACCUCCUCCCCCCCUCGCUUCCACAUCCCAGCCUCCUAUGAUCUCGCUGCGCACCGCCUCGCCCGCGCCACCAACGCCUCCCUCGCCUCCACGCGCGCGCUCGUUGCCACGCUCGCCACCGCCGCGCGCCUCAACCCGCUCGCGGACCCCCACACGGCCGCCAUCCGCGCCACCGCCGCAACCCUCUCCCUCCCCAUCGUCACCCUCCCCGCACACCCCGCCGUGUGCGCGCUCCUCGACGACCCGGCGGCGCUACUUAACAAAGUGCCGGCGGGAGUGGUGGAGAGCGAGGGGUGGGAGCGGUGGCGGUGGCAUGUGAAGGUGGCGAUGGACACGGUGCACGUGGUAAGGCAGUGUGUGCACACGGGCGCGCGCAUGGUGCUGCUGCUGCAGGAUGACGUGGUGCCAGCGUGGCAGUGGGACGUGGGGCUGGAGCGGUUCGUUGCCGUGGACCUGCCGCGAUUGGUGGGCGCAAGGGGGGGAGAGGAGGAGGAGGAGAGAGAGAGGAAGAGGGGAGGGGACGCGAAGCAGAAGGAGGAGCAGGGGCGGGAGGAGGAGAAGGAGCAGGAGGGCAAUAACGGAAGGUUGGGAGGGGCUGAGAGUGGCAACAAGGGCCGUGGCUUGCGCACCAGCUACCCUUCCUGGGACGUGCUGUCGCUGUACUACCCACAGACGUACGGGUGGAAGCUGGCCCACGGGGCGGAGUACCCAGUGCCGUGCUGCGCGCAGGCGCUGCUUCUCAACGCGUCCACGGUGGACGGGCUGCUGGGGCACGUGGAGGCGGGGCUCAUGCACGCGCCCCUCGACCUCCUCAUCCAUGAGUACCUCCUCUCUGGUGCUGUUCGGGGCAACGGUGGUGAUGGGAGUGGAGGCGGUGGUAAAGGUGGUGGCUUGGGUGAUAGUGAGGGUGGUGGUGCUGGUGAAGGGCGACGUCCGAGGGCGUAUGUGCACAUCCCAUCGCUCUUCCAGCACAUUGGGUUUGUGAGGACGAAUGCUCUCAAGGGGAACCAGGGCCACAGCGACAAGCGCGAGGAGGACUACUACCAGGACUCGGAGGAGGAGGAGCAGGUGGACGACUCGGACGACGACGAGGACUAUGGCUUCGACGACCCCGACGUCGACGACGACGAUCCCGUGCUGCGACCCAGACAGGUGCGGUACAAGAUUCUGUCGGAGAAGGACAUUCUGCAGCGGCAGCAGGAGGCGACCGGCGACGUGGCGACGGUGCUCUCCAUCCCCAUGGACGACGCCGCCAUCCUGCUCCGCCACUUCAAAUGGAGCGUGAGUCAGGUGAACGACGAGUGGUUUCAGGACGAGGACCGCGUGAGGAAGGCGGUGGGGCUGCCGCGCCCGCACUCUCCCUCCUCCUCCUCCGCCUCCGACCGCCGCCCCGGCAAGGAACCCGAGCCGCACCUGACAUGCGGCAUCUGCUUUGAGAGCUACCCCCAGGCGGCCAUGAAGCCUGCAGAGUGCUUCGACCACUUCUUCUGUGACGCCUGCUGGCAAGGCUACGCCAAGGCAGCGGUGGCGGAUGGGCCGGGGUGCCUCUGUCUGCGCUGUCCGGACCCGUCGUGUGGAGCAGCGGUGGGGGAGAAGCUCGUGCUGGCGUCGCUGCCGGACGCCCUGCGCGCCAAGUACCUCAAGUACCUGCUGCGCUCCUAUGUGGAUGACAACCGCAAUGCCAAGUGGUGCCCAGCGCCAGGCUGUGAGUACGCAGUGGAGUAUCUACCGGACUCCACGCACUACGACGUCAUCUGCAAGUGCUCCUUCGCCUUUUGCUGGAAUUGUUUGGAGGAGGCGCAUCGGCCGGUGGACUGUGAGACGGUGGGCAAGUGGAUCCUCAAGAACAGCGCCGAAUCAGAAAACAUGAACUGGAUUUUGGCGAAUUCCAAGUCGUGUCCCAAGUGCAAGCGGCCCAUAGAGAAGAAUCAGGGGUGCAUGCACAUGACCUGCACGCCUCCCUGCAAAUACGAGUUCUGCUGGCUGUGUCUAGGUGCAUGGUCGGAGCAUGGGGAGAAGACAGGUGGCUUCUACGCAUGCAACCGAUACGAGUCCGCCAAGCACGAGGGCGUGUACGACGAGACGGAGAGGCGCAGGGAGAUGGCGAAGAACUCACUGGAGAAGUACACCCACUACUAUGAGCGCUGGGCCGCUAACGAGCAGUCGAGGGUAAAGGCGCUGGAGUCAUUGCGGGAGAUGCAAACCGUCAAGAUAGAGCAACUGAGUGAGCGCCACAGCCAGCCCGUCUCGCAACUCAAGUUCGUCAUUGAUGCAUGGCUGCAGGUGGUGGAGUGUCGCAGAGUCCUCAAGUGGACAUACGCCUACGGCUACUACCUGCCGGAAGCAGAGGUGGCGCGGAGGCAGUUCUUUGAGUACCUGCAGGGCGAGGCGGACGCGGCGCUGGAGAAUCUGCACAAGAUGGCGGAGAAGGAGCUCGAGCUCUACAUCUGCGAUGACGGGGACCCGCCUCCGACAUCUUUUAACGACUUCCGGUCACGGCUGGCGGGGCUGACCAGUGUGACGCACACGUACUUCGAGAACCUAGUGAGAGCACUCGAGAACGGUCUGGCAGACGUCGAGAACGCCUCUACAGCUGCCUCCUCCACGCGUGCUGCCGCUGCCGCCGCAGCAGCAGCAGCGGGGCGAGCCAUCGCCAGCACCUCACGCAUCUCCCAGUCCCGCUUCGGUGCGCGCACCCGCUCCCGUACCACUGCCGCUUCCGCCGCCACUGCUUCCACGUCUGCUGCUGGCUCCUCUGCUGCAGGCCCAAGUGGUUCGUCUGCGGGAGCAGCAGCAGUGGGUGGUGGAAGUGGUGCCGGGUCGAGCCGCGGGAGUAUUUUCCGGUCGUCGUCGUCGCAAGCGGCCGCUGCGGCGGCAGCAGCGGCAGUGACGGUGGGGAAUACGGGAGGGAGGGAUCGGGAAGAGACGGCGUACUGGUCGUGCGAGCACUGCACGUAUGCAAACCCGUUGCCCGGCCGGGCAUGUGCCAUGUGCCAUCUGCCACUUAGCACCCAGUGA